Messenger RNA from Blastocystis hominis, 1701 nucleotides. RefSeq lists its product as hypothetical. Gene Ontology annotation, biological process: generation of precursor metabolites and energy. The coding region runs from base 110 to 1633 and encodes 507 amino acids. The transcript is spliced from 4 exons. Gene Ontology annotation, molecular function: fumarate hydratase activity. NCBI's taxonomy places the organism in Eukaryota, Bigyra, Opalinata, Blastocystidae. The record is from RefSeq and is a predicted model, not a curated record.
AGGAGAGCCUGCUCCUGUGAAUAAGCCGUUUAUUUACCAGGAUAUCUUUGAAACGGCGGCUCCCGAUACUACUGAAUACCGAAAGAUCACCGGCGACUAUGUUUCCACCAUGAACGUGGAUGGUAAAAAGAUUCUGAAGGUUGCCCCCGAGGGAUUGACUCUUUUGGCAGAAACCUGCAUGAAGGAGGUGUCCCACUACCUCCGUGCUUCCCACUUGGAGAAGCUGGCUCAGAUCCUGGAGGAUCCUGAGGCUUCUGACAAUGACAAGUAUGUGGCGAUGAACUUUUUGCGUAACGCGCAAAUCGCAGCGGAGCUGGAGCUUCCGUCGUGCCAGGACACGGGUACUGCGAUCAUCAUGGGUAAGAAGGGUCAGUACGUGUGGACGGACGAGCACGACGGGGAGUCUCUUUCGCGCGGCGUGUACAACGCGUACACGAAGCUGAACCUCCGGUACAGCCAGAACGCUCCUCUGUCGAUGUACGAGGAGGUGAACACGAAGACGAACCUGCCUGCGCAGAUCGAUCUGUACGCGAUUCCCGGGAACGAGUACAAGUUCAUGUUCAUGGCGAAGGGCGGCGGCUCUGCGAACAAGUCGUACCUGUUCCAGGAGACGAAGGCGCUGCUGACUCCAGAGCGUCUGAUGCCGUUCAUCGAGGCGAAGAUCAAGAGUCUGGGUACGGCGGCGUGUCCUCCGUACCACUUGGCGGUGGUGAUCGGCGGCACGUCGGCGGAGACCUGUCUGAAGACGGUGAAGCUGGCCUCGGCGAAGUACCUGGACAACCUGCACACGAGCGGGAACGAGCUGGGCCGCGCGUUCCGCGACCUGGAGAUGGAGCGGACGAUCCUGGAGAUGACGCGGAAGAUGGGCAUCGGCGCGCAGUUCGGAGGGAAGUACUUCUGCCACGACGUGCGCGUGAUCCGAAUGCCGCGCCACGGCGCCUCGUGUCCCGUGGGAAUCGGCGUGUCGUGCUCGGCGGACCGGCAGUGCUGGGCGAAGAUCACGGAGGAGGGACUGUUCGUGGAGCAGCUGGAGCACAACCCGAGCCGCUUCCUUGAGAAGUACAAGCAGAGCCAGACGGACAGCGCGGUGAAGAUCGAUCUGAACCGCCCGAUGAGCGAGAUCCUGAAGACGAUGAGCCAGUACCCGGUCAAGACGCGCUUCUCCCUGAGCGGCCCCAUCAUCGUGGGCCGCGACAUCGCGCACGCCAAGAUCAUGGAGCGCCUCAACCGCGGCGAGGAGAUGCCCCAGUACAUGAAGGACCACAUCAUCUACUACGCCGGACCCGCCAAGACGCCCAAGGGCAUGGCCUCCGGAUCCUUCGGACCCACCACCGCCGGACGCAUGGACCCCUACGUGGGCCCCUUCAUGGCCAAGGGCGGCUCCAUGAUCUCCCUCGCCAAGGGAAACCGAUCCCAGCAAGUCACCGACGCCUGCAAGAAGUACGGAGGAUUCUACCUCGGAUCCAUCGGCGGACCCGCAGCCGUCCUCGCCAAGGAAAACAUCAAGAAGGUCGAGUGCCUCGAAUACCCAGAACUCGGAAUGGAAGCCAUCUGGAAGAUCGACGUCGUCGACUUCCCCGCGUUCCUGCUCGUCGACGACAAGGGAAACAACUUCUUCGAUGGACUCCUCUAAGACGGAAAGAGAACGACGACGACGAGGAGAGAAAGAGAGUGCGCUCAGAGUAGUGUGUGCUGUGAUGU